This is a messenger RNA of Cuscuta europaea, 2141 nucleotides long. The record is from the annotation of a GenBank genome assembly. Lineage: Eukaryota; Viridiplantae; Streptophyta; Magnoliopsida; Solanales; Convolvulaceae.
GUAACUAUAAAAAUACUCCGUAUACGAAGUACGAGUACAAGAAUAUCCCAUUUCUUUCUCCCUAAAUAAAUUCGCAUCUGAUUUUCCACAGCAGGCCAACUCAAUUCCAAUGGCGGCGGCUUCUUCAACCACCACCAUACUCGCCGCUAAAGGCUCCACCUCCUCCCCCUUCUCAUGGAAGAGCCAACUCUCCUCCCCGUCAGCGUUCCGCGUCGCGUCUUUCUCUUCCCACCGCCGCCGUGCCUCACGAUUCGUGGUGCUGGCCAUGGACGCCAAGCCCACUGUCCUUGUUGCCGAGAAGCUCGGUGAGGCUGGGCUAACCCUCCUCAAGGAGUUCGCCAAUGUUGAUUGCGCCUACAACCUCACCCCCGAGGACCUCUGCACCAAGAUCUCCCUCUGCGACGCCCUUAUUGUCCGCAGCGCCACCAAAGUUAACCGCGAGGUCUUCGAAUCUUCCGGAGGGCGCCUCAAGGUCGUAGGGCGAGCUGGUGUGGGAAUCGACAACGUCGAUCUCGCGGCUGCGACUGAGCAUGGAUGCCUCGUGGUGAAUGCGCCGACUGCUAACACGGUGGCGGCUGCCGAGCACGGCAUCGCAUUGCUCACUGCUAUGUCUCGAAACAUUGCCCAAGCUGAUGCCUCUGUCAAAGCUGGAAAGUGGCUGAGAAAUAAGUACGUUGGGGUAUCCUUGGUUGGAAAAACACUUGCCGUGAUGGGUUUUGGUAAGGUUGGAUCUGAAGUAGCUAGACGUGCCAAGGGUCUCGGUAUGCAAGUCAUAGCUCAUGACCCAUAUGCCCCAGCUGACCGUGCACGUGCAAUUGGAGUGGAUCUUGUGAGCUUUGAUGAAGCCAUGUCAUCUGCAGAUUUUAUCUCCCUUCACAUGCCACUCACUCCCACCACCUCUAAGAUUCUAAAUGAUGAAACAUUUGCCAAGAUGAAAAAAGGUGUUCGGAUUGUCAAUGUUGCUCGUGGGGGAGUUAUUGAUGAAGAAGCAUUGGUUAGGGCCAUUGAUGCUGGCAUCGUGGCACAGGCAGCACUUGAUGUUUUCACGGAGGAACCUCCAGCAAAAGAUAGUAAAUUAGUACAGCAUGAGCAAGUAACUGUGACUCCACAUCUUGGUGCUAGCACUAUGGAAGCUCAGGAAGGAGUUGCUAUUGAAAUUGCUGAAGCAGUAGUUGGAGCUCUGAAAGGAGAGCUUGCUGCUACUGCUGUCAAUGCACCAAUGGUCCCAGCUGAGGUAUUGGCAGAGUUGAAGCCGUUUGUUGUUCUAGCUGAAAAACUUGGUAGACUUGCUGUCCAAUUAGUAACAGGUGGAAGCGGUGUGAAGUCUGUGAAAGUGACAUAUGGAUCCGCACGAGCCCCAGAUGACCUAGACACAAGGGUUCUUCGUGCCAUGAUAACAAAGGGUCUUAUCGAACCCAUCUCCAGCGUCUUUGUCAACUUAGUCAACGCGGAUUUCACUGCCAAGCAGAGAGGCAUCCGUAUAUCUGAAGAACGGGUAGUUCUAGAUGGUUCCCCUGAAAGCCCGCUCGAGUUCAUUCAGGUUCAGAUUGCAAACGUGGAGUCAAAGUUUGCUAGUGCCAUUUCCGAGUCAGGAGAGAUUAAAGUGGAGGGCCGUGUCAAAGACGGAGUCCCGCAUUUGACCAAGGUUGGUUCCUUUGAGGUUGAUGUGAGUUUGGAAGGGAGUAUCAUUCUUUGCAGACAGGUUGAUCAGCCAGGUAUGAUUGGGAAGGUGGGCAGCAUUUUAGGGCAGGAGAAUGUAAACGUGAGUUUCAUGAGUGUUGGGAGGAUUGCUCCAAGGAAGCAUGCUGUGAUGGCCAUUGGAGUGGAUGAACAGCCUAGCAAGGAAUCGUUGAAGAGGAUUGGUGAGAUCUCUGCUGUUGAGGAGUUCGUAUUCCUUAAGUUAUAAAGCAAUUCUAAAUACCUCUCAAACUUCUAUAUGUGACUUUUUUGUAGUUCUGAUUUGCCGGGAAAAGAAAUUGUUUGCUUUUGCAAUUUUUAGAGUAUGAACAAAGUUCGAGCACUAUUAGCUGUGAUCAAUGUUCAAGUUUUCUGUAUGAAAUGUGUUUUAUUUGUAUGAAUUUCAAUUUUCUCAUUAAAUAAAUGGAAAAGGGCAACUAGUCCAAGACUCCAAGUUUAAUUUA